AUGUCCUGCCAGCAGAGCCAGCAACAGUGCCCACCUCCUCCUCCUAAGUGCAAGACGCCCAAGUGUCCCCCUGCUUCUUCCUGCUGUGGCUCCAGCUCAUCGGGCUGCUGCAGCUCUGGGGGUGGCAGCUGCUGCUCUAGCCACCACAAGCCCCGAUUCUCUCUCCGUCGCCGACGUCACAGCUCUGGAUGCUGUAGCAGUGGUGGCAGCAGCUGCUGUGGCAGUAGCUGUGGCAGCAGCGGUGGCAGCAGCUGCUGUGGCAGUAGCUGUGGCAGCAGCGGUGGCGGCAGCAGCUGUGGCAGCAGCGGUGGCGGCAGCAGCUGUGGCAGCAGCGGUGGAAAAAGCUGCUGUGGCAGCAGCAGUGGCGGCGGUGGCAGCAGCAGCAGUGGCAGCGGCGGCAGCAGCUGCUGUAGCAGUAGCUGUGGUAGUAGUGGUGGCAGCAGCAGCUGUGGCAGCAGUGGUGGCAGCAGCGGUGGCAGC
Arvicola amphibius (Eurasian water vole) is the source of this 480-nucleotide messenger RNA. Its product is annotated as late cornified envelope protein 1C-like. The record is from RefSeq and is a predicted model, not a curated record. The transcript has a single exon. Gene Ontology annotation, biological process: epidermis development. NCBI's taxonomy places the organism in Eukaryota, Metazoa, Chordata, Mammalia, Rodentia, Cricetidae. The annotation marks the transcript as partial.